AUGUCCGCCACAUCCGAUACAACUACGACGACGAUCACCCUUGACCCGUCGGUCAAUAAGGCUCCUUACCGUGACGCAGACGCAGCGGGUGUGCACCACCACCAUCACCAGCAUGAUCUAGCGAAAAAUCUUCCGGAGCCUAAAUCGCUCAAGAGCCAUCCUUCUGGAGCAGACACAGGAAAGGAAAAUGCGAGCAUUUAUUUCGUUGGGACUGCGACGACGAUACUUGAAUGGGCGGGGGUGAGGAUAAUGACGGAUCCGAACUUCCUUCACGCCGGAGAUCACAUCCAUCUUGGACCAGGCAUAACAGGCACCCGUCGAACGAAUCCUGCUGUCGAUCUGCACGACCUUCCACGUAUCGACCUUGUUCUGCUGUCGCACUACCAUGCAGACCACUUUGACGAACAUGUCGAAGCAACCCUCCGACGCGAUCUUCCCAUCCUCACGACCCCACAUGCCCACAAAGCUCUAACGACCAAAACACCUCCAUUCGAGAACUUCACGGCCGUCACGCCGCUCGAUACUUGGUACUCGGCCCUCCUCAACGUCGCCGACUCGUCGUCUACGUCGUCUGGUACGGGGAAGACAAUCAAAGUGACGGCUAUGCCCGGAAAACAUGUUCCUCCAGGACCUGGCGAUUUGAUCGAGAAGGUGAAUGAGAUUGUAAAAGCUGUGCCGCCGACUAAUGGAUGGAUGAUUGAGUUUAUGGGGGAGAGGGCAGAGGGAGAAGGAGAAGGAGAGGGGAAUGGUGUGGGAUAUCGGGUUUAUGUGAGCGGUGAUACGCUGUUCGUUGAUGAGUUGAAGGAUAUACCGAAGAGGUAUCCGCAUGUGGAUCUGAUGCUCAUACAUCUGGGCGGAACGACGAUCCCGGGGCCUUCGAUGCCAUUGCUUAUGGUGACUAUGGACGCGACGCAGGGCAUCCAGCUCGUUCAUCUUAUUCAGCCAGACGUGACGAUUCCGAUUCAUUAUGAUGAUUAUGAUCUGUUCUUGAGUCCGCUGGAGGACUUCAAAAAAGCGAUGACGAAUGCGGGACUAGAUAGUAAGGUGGUGUAUCUGGACAGGGGCGAUGGGUACAAGUUCACCGUGAGGGAGUGA
This is a messenger RNA of Stereum hirsutum FP-91666 SS1, 1095 nucleotides long. RefSeq names its product Metallo-hydrolase/oxidoreductase. The record is from RefSeq and is a predicted model, not a curated record. Lineage: Eukaryota; Fungi; Basidiomycota; Agaricomycetes; Russulales; Stereaceae. The transcript has 8 exons. Bases 1 to 1095 code for a protein of 364 amino acids.